GUUCUUGAGAAUUCCCUAAUUUUGGGCAACAAAAAAUAAAUAUAUAGAGAUACAUUUAACUAUUAUAAUUACAUGAAAUGCCCCCACGAUAAAUACAAGAGUAGCCCACAAAUAUUCCCAAUUCCCAAUUUAAUUAAUUAAUUAAAAAAACAGUCACACACAUUACACAACAGCACAAAUAUGGGAAGCUUGCAGCAGCAGCAGGGCAGUGGCGGUGGCGGAAACACCCACCGGAUAGUCUCUGUGGCGGAGACACCACCCUCCGGCGUUGACCAAGACGACUCUCUCAAACAGAAAUCGGGAUGGAGAAAUUUCUUGCCCUAUGUUGGCCCUGGUUUUUUGGUAUCUUUGGCUUACCUUGAUCCUGGAAAUUUGGAAACUGAUCUUCAAGCUGGAGCAAACCAUGGAUAUGAAUUGCUAUGGGUGAUCCUUAUCGGGUUGAUAUUUGCUUUGAUAAUUCAGUCACUUGCUGCAAAUCUUGGAGUUAGCACUGGCAAACAUUUGUCCGAAUUGUGCAAGGCUGAGUACCCUGUAUUUGUCAAAUACUGUUUAUGGUUGUUGGCUGAGGUGGCAGUCAUUGCUGCAGACAUUCCUGAAGUAAUUGGGACUGCAUUUGCAUUGAACAUAUUAUUCCACAUCCCGGUUUGGGUCGGAGUUCUUCUCACCGGUCUCAGUACUCUUCUUUUGCUCGGAUUGCAGAGAUACGGCGUGAGAAAGCUCGAAUUAUUGAUAGCGAUAUUAGUGUUCGUAAUGGCAGCAUGUUUUUUCGGGGAAUUAAGUUACGUGAAACCCCCCGCGAAACAAGUUCUCAAAGGAUUGUUCAUUCCUAAGCUAAACGGCCAAGAUGCUACCGGUGAUGCCAUUGCACUUCUCGGUGCCCUUGUUAUGCCGCAUAAUCUUUUUCUUCAUUCUGCUCUAGUUCUCUCCCGGAAAGUACCUAAUUCCGUGCGCGGUAUCAAUGACGCGUGUCGGUAUUUCUUGAUCGAGAGUGGAUUUGCAUUGUUUGUGGCGUUUCUGAUCAACGUUGCGAUUGUGUCUGUAUCCGCAACCGUGUGCUUAGUCGACGAACUCAAACCAGACGACAAAGAACGUUGCAGUGAUUUAACACUCAAUUCUGCCUCUUUUCUCCUCAAGAAUGUUUUAGGGGGGUCGAGUUCUACCGUUUAUGCUAUCGCAUUGUUAGCCUCAGGCCAGAGCUCGACUAUCACCGGCACUUAUGCCGGACAAUUUAUCAUGCAGGGGUUCUUAGAUUUGAAGAUGAGAACAUGGCUAAGAAAUUUGGUGACGAGGUGCAUCGCCAUAGCUCCAAGUCUAGUUGUCUCCAUAAUCGGUGGACCUUCGGGAGCUGGUCGACUCAUAAUCAUCGCCUCGAUGAUACUAUCGUUCGAACUCCCGUUUGCCCUAAUCCCACUUCUCAAAUUCAGCAGCGGUACAACUAAGAUGGGACCCCACAAGAACUCAAUAUACAUAAUCGUGGUUUCGUGGGUAUUAGGAUUGGGAAUUAUCGGAAUUAACGUAUACUAUCUUAGCACAGCAUUUGUGGGCUGGAUAAUACACAACAACUUGCCGAAAGUUGGGAAUGUGUUCAUCGGAAUCUUAGUAUUUCCAUUAAUGGCAGUUUAUAUCGGAUCGGUGAUAUAUCUAAUGUUUCGUAAGGAUAAGGUUGUUACGUACAUUGACCCAUCGAAGUCCGACCCGAUUACCCAGACCCGGAUGGAGGGUGGGGGUGAAGGUGGUGUUGAAUUGCAACAACAUGUGCCGUAUAGAGAGGAUCUUUCCGAUAUUCCAUUGCCCCGAUAAUUUUUUUUGUUCUCCUUUUUUACCCCUCCCAAUAAAUGUUUUUAAUUAGUUUUUUCUUUCAAGAAUUGUUCCAAUAUUUCAAUUUUAUGUUUUAACUUUGUGUAACUGUUACGUUGUGACAUGUAUUGAAUUUAAUUUUCUAUGUAA
Erythranthe guttata (spotted monkey flower) is the source of this 1947-nucleotide messenger RNA. RefSeq names its product metal transporter Nramp7.2. NCBI's taxonomy places the organism in Eukaryota, Viridiplantae, Streptophyta, Magnoliopsida, Lamiales, Phrymaceae. Gene Ontology annotation, biological process: manganese ion transport; iron ion transmembrane transport. Gene Ontology annotation, cellular component: plasma membrane. Gene Ontology annotation, molecular function: manganese ion transmembrane transporter activity; cadmium ion transmembrane transporter activity. The record is from RefSeq and is a predicted model, not a curated record.